Salvelinus fontinalis (brook trout) is the source of this 2149-nucleotide messenger RNA. RefSeq names its product MYC proto-oncogene, bHLH transcription factor b (gene mycb). NCBI's taxonomy places the organism in Eukaryota, Metazoa, Chordata, Actinopteri, Salmoniformes, Salmonidae. The record is from RefSeq and is a predicted model, not a curated record. The transcript is spliced from 3 exons. Gene Ontology annotation, biological process: regulation of transcription by RNA polymerase II; positive regulation of cell population proliferation. Gene Ontology annotation, molecular function: DNA-binding transcription factor activity, RNA polymerase II-specific; protein dimerization activity; RNA polymerase II cis-regulatory region sequence-specific DNA binding. The coding region runs from base 179 to 1369 and encodes 396 amino acids.
AGCUGUUGUUAAUCUUGCAGUCAGCAGGGUGUCAUAGACACACACAGCGUUGGGCUCGAAGGACUUUACAACAACGGUGUCGACUUCUCCCACUUUCACUUCGGCUGUUUUAUUUCGCCUGCUUGUUUUCUCAACGAACAAGUAUUUUGUUUGUGGUGUCACUGCUACGGCAGUCACAAUGCCGCUGAACUCAAAUAUGGCUGGUAAAAACUAUGAUUACGACUAUGACUCGGUCCAGCCCUACUUCUACUUCGACAUUGAGGAGGAUAAUUUCUAUCACAGCCAACUCCAACCCCCUGCUCCGAACGAGGAUAUAUGGAAGAAAUUCGAGCUGCUGCCGACACCGCCGCUUUCUCCCAGCCGGCGACCCUCUCUGUCAAGCCUCUUCCCUUCGACUGCAGACCAGUUGGAGAUGGUCACGGAAUUUCUCGGGGAUGACGUGGUGAACCAUAGUUUCAUUUGUGACGCGGACUACUCCCAGUCUUUUCUCAAAUCCAUCAUUAUCCGGGACUGUAUGUGGAGCAGUUUCUCGGCUGCCGCUAAACUGGAGAAAGUAGUGUCCGAGAGACUAGCAACGCUGCAAGCUAGGAAGGACUCUAAUGCGGCCGGGGACGCUAGCACAGUAACCAGCACGAAUCCAAACUUGAAUUACCUGCAAGACCUGAACAACUCCGCAUCGGAAUGCAUUGACCCUUCUGUGGUGUUGUUCCCUUACCCGGUUGCCGAGAACCCUAAACCCACACAAACGACUACAGCGUGUGCCAUGGAUUUGCCUUUGGAUACUCCACCGAACAGUGGUAGCAGCAGCGAUAGCGAUUCAGAAGAGGAGGAGGAGGAGGAAGAAGAGAUUGAUGUGGUGACAGUGGAAAAGAGAAAGUCUGUAAGGAGGUCAGACUCGCACAUGUCUAGCAGCUCACACCUCUGCCCCCUUGUCCUGAAACGGUGUCAUGUCAACAUCCACCAACACAACUACGCCGCUCACCCGUCGACGAGGAGCGAGCAGCCCGUCAAGAGGAUUAAGUUUGAGAGCAGUGGGAGAGUACUCAAGCAAAUCAGCAACAACCGCAAGUGCUCGAGUCCCAGAACGUCAGACUCUGAGGAUAAUGACAAACGCAGGACUCACAAUGUGCUGGAGAGGCAAAGGCGAAAUGAGCUCAAGUUGAGCUUUUUCGCAUUACGGGACGAGAUCCCGGACGUAGCGAGCAAUGAGAAGGCAGCCAAAGUGGUCAUACUCAAAAAGGCAACAGAGUGCAUUUUCAGUAUGCAAACGGACGAGCAGAAACUGUUAUUGUUGAAAGAGCAGUUGAGGAAAAAGAGUGAACAGUUGAAAAGCAGACUAGAGCAGCUGAGGAACUCUCAGCAAGUUUAAUGAAUGAAAGGGUGCCAUGUUUUUAUGCCCAAAGUAACUUCUUGUGUAGAGUGGUGGUGCAUGCAAAUGCAAAAAUGACUCGGUAUCACAGGUAUCGGCCAGACACCUGGGCUGGAAUCAGAAUUAUUAUUUUCUUUCACUGCCUCACUUGAACUUUCUAGGGGUUAUCAAUUUCUUAUUUAAGUAUUUUAUUUUUAUUGAUGAAAGGUUCUGCACAGUUGUCUACCUUAACUUAAUGCUUUUGUAUGUUUUGUACAUAAUUCUCGAAUGUAUUGAUCUCACAAAUACAUUUUUAUAAAUCACGUAUGACUGGUGUCACGUGUCCUACCUUGAAAUUAGAACUUAAUUUGCAUUAGAUAGUCAUGAGCAUGGCUUGCCUGUUUACUCUGACCACACUUUCACACAAGUCCUAGCAACCUCAUGCUAGCUGGCCUUUUGCCAACCCUUUAAUUUUAAGGUCAAAGCUCCAUUUCACUGUACAUGUCUGCUUAGGUUUACUGCACACAGCCAUGUGCAUGAUGUGCUUAAAGCCUUCCCACACUGUACAUCAGUAUCUUUAAUGAUCAUUACAUAUCACACUGACCGCCCGGUUUCCCGCUAGAACAUAUGCUUAUGAGUGUUUUUACCGAUACAUUGUUUCUACAACAGCUGCCGUAACAUGCGUCUUAAUUGAUUUUGAAAUGGGCUUGUAGCUUACUUUAUGCAGUAAUCUCGGUCUUCACUUGAGGCAUACUUUUAUCCUUUGCUUGUUUUGUAACAAUUGUAAAGACAUUGACAACC